Messenger RNA from Rubroshorea leprosula, 1155 nucleotides. NCBI's taxonomy places the organism in Eukaryota, Viridiplantae, Streptophyta, Magnoliopsida, Malvales, Dipterocarpaceae. The record is from the annotation of a GenBank genome assembly.
ACCGACUACCCAAACCCAAUUACCCAAAACCCUCAAAAACUCAAAACCCAAAUACCAAACCCAAAAACCAUAAAAACCCAAAAAAUAGAAAAGAAAAGAAAAAGAAACAAAAAAAGAAAAAGAAAAAGAAAAAGGAAGGCAUCCAGAACCUUCUUCCUCCCUCACACCCAAACCAACCUUCCUCCUCCACGCUCAUCGCACCUCUGCGCCCCCUGCUUACCGCGAGCCAGCCCUGCUCCGCGCUCCUUUUGCUUCCGUGACUGAACCUUGCCUCCUGCACUCUGCGCCCCUGGCUCCUGCGCCCGGCCUUGCUCUGCACUCUCCCCUCUGCAUCCCGUGCCUUUUGCGCCUAAGAUCCCGUGCCUUCUGCGCCCAGAUCUCGUGCAAUCAUACCCCUACUUCGGGCAAUCAUGCUCCUACACCCCCUUGCUGCUACACCGAACCAGCCCUUGCUGCUUGUGCCCCUGUACUGUUGCACCGAGCCUGCGCCUCCUGCACUCUGCGCCCAAUCCCGCACCCCUGCCUCUGCACGCUAUAGCCAUACAGAAAAAAACAGCAAUACCGAACAAAAUUGGCAUCAUUAGUGAUUGACGGAGCAAGACUUUUCUUUAUUUAUUUCAUUUUUUUUAUUUUGUUGUUUGGGUAUAUAUAUAUAGAGCAUAAAGUAGAGUACAGAAAGGUCUGGAGGGGUUUGAUUUCGAGUUUGGUUUUUUCUUUUUUUAGUUUUCUUUCGGUUUGUUUCUCUUCUGGGUUGUUCUUUCUGUGUUUCAUUUUUCUUCUCGUCACUGUAAACAAGAAAAAAAAAAGAGAAGCAGAAGAGAGAAGUCCGAAAGAGAGGGGUUUCGAAGAAGAAGGAUUUUCUGUUUUGAGGAAACCAACGGUUGGGAGAGGAUCAUCGACCUUCCAGAGGAGCUUCUUGUUUUUGGGUUUCAAAAGAGUUGCAUGCUCUAAGUCUCACUUGCUUUAGGUAAUCUUCGAAACAGAGGGUCCUUUUAGGGAAAUGGUGAAGGGAAUGGUGGGAGCUUGUGUAGAAGUAAAGAAGAAGAGGAUGGUGUAUUGGAAAAUACUCAAUUGUAUUCCCUUGAUUCAUUCUGUACAAGAAACUGAUAUAUAUACAAAUGUAGAAACAUAUCUGGUGCCUAUAAUUAUGUACAC